GUUUUGCCGUGGGGGAAGUUCGUCGUCGUCUCCAGAAUUGGAUUCAAUUUAAAGGGGGUCUCUUAAUGGCAAAUAGACCUGAUCCAGAUAUUGACGACGAUUUUAGUGAACUUUACAAGGAGUACACCGGCCCUCCUGGAACGGCUACUACUAAUACCCAAGAGAAGACGAAGUCAAACAAGAGGUCUCAUGCAGGGUCAGAUGAGGAGGAGGAGCCUCGCGACCCCAAUGCUGUCCCAACUGAUUUCACUAGCCGAGAAGCAAAGGUUUGGGAGGCUAAGUCAAAGGCCACCGAGAGGAACUGGAAGAAAAGAAAAGAAGAAGAAAUGAUCUGCAAACUUUGUGGUGAAUCCGGGCAUUUCACUCAGGGUUGUCCGUCUACAUUAGGAACCAAUCGCAAGUCCCAAGAUUUCUCUCAAAGAGUACCAGCAAGAGACAAGCAUAUGAGAGCACUUUUCACAGAGAAAGUUAUAAGCAAGAUUGAAAGGGAUAUUGGCUGCAAGAUAAAGAUGGAUGAGAAAUUUAUUAUUGUCAGUGGUAAGGAUGGAUUAAUUUUGGCAAAAGGUGUUGAUGCUGUGCACAAGAUUAGAGAGGAGGGCAGUCAAAGGGGGUCUUCUAGUUCUCACGUGACCAGAUCUAGGUCACCUGAGAGAAGUCCUGCUGGUGGACGGUUUCAACGUUCUGAGCCCCCAAGGUCUCAUUCUGGACCUCGCAAUACUUCUCAUUUUCAACAAAGGUUUGGUAGGCAAGAGAGGGUUGUUGAAGACCGUGUGAGAGAGGACUUUCAAAAAUUUCCAAGAGGUUCUCCACAAGCAAGAGCUUAUGGAAAUAGUGGAGCUAGAGGUCGUCCAAGCCAUUCAAGAUCUCCUAGAGAAGCACCUUAUACAAGCAACCCAUAUAAUUCAUAUGAUGAGCGUAAUCUAAACAUGGGCACAUAUAGAAAUGGUGGGUGGGAUUCGCAAGCUAGAGAAUCUGAUAUCCAAUCCGGUCAUCAGUUUGAUUGCAAUGCCUUCCCACAUACAUUAGAAGAAUUAGAGAUGGAGUAUAAAAGGGAGGCCACAGAGCUUGGGAAAAUCCGUGAUAGAGAGGAAGAUGAAGAAAAUUUUAGGCAUCGUGAGGCUGUUAGAGAUAUGAGGGAGAACUACAUGAACAAAGUAGCUAUGCUGAGGGCCACGCAUGCCAAACAGUGGGAAGAUUUUCUUCAGCUUGAUGCCCAGAGGCGUCAACAGCAGUCUGUCCAGCAAAUGCCUACUUCUGGUUUUGGGGGUUAUAAACAGCAAAACUUUUCCGAAUAUGAAUAUGAUGGAUGCGCGGCCAAUCCUCAUUAUACUGGGGCCAGCUUGCCCUUGGAAUUGAGGAACAGGUUCUCAAACACUAUGGAAAACUAUCCUACAAGGCGUCAUGAGAAUUUUGGGGAAUUUCAGAGGCGUGGAGAUUAUCCAAAAGCUUACAACAGAUAUUAAAAUUCUGUGUGAAUAAAGUGGUGAGUUAUUCUGCUGACUCUUGCAAACCAACUAAAAGGACAUAAUACUCUAGAUUAGAGCUCAUGGUUUCUCCCUGCAAUUGCACAGCUCCUUGUCUCGUGGUUUUGUUAAAUUCCACUUUCCAGAUGUGGAUCCUGGCCUGGGCUGGAUACUUGGAUAUAGUUCCUUGUAACUAUUUGGUAGUACAUUAGUAUGGAGGGCCCACUUUGUGCUAUUUUUAUUGCUGUCACAGAGAGCGGUCUUGUUUUGUUUGUUUAGUAGGUCAUUUGGCUGACCACGCAUGUCAACUUUAGCUUAAAUUUCCCUCGGAAAAUAUUUUCAGGGUCCAGAUUGUUCGAGUAGGCGUGUAAUGCACAGGGCAGCCCAUAAGGUAGGUAUGUUGGUUAUGGUAUUAGGGUUGGGAAGGCAUAUCAUUACCGUUUACGAACCAUUUCGGCCAUGUUAAGAACUUGGUUGUAAGUUACGAUUUUUUGCCUUCUGUUUUCUGGGGCUUAUUGUACUUCGUUGUAUAUGGUUGUUACUUGGCAACCUAAUCAAUAUUGUUUUAUGGGGAAAUCCUUUGAAUUA
Molecule: messenger RNA, 2051 nt
Organism: Neltuma alba
Lineage: Eukaryota; Viridiplantae; Streptophyta; Magnoliopsida; Fabales; Fabaceae
Exons: 6
Coding region: 66-1463 (465 amino acids)
Molecular function (GO): nucleic acid binding; zinc ion binding
Source: RefSeq, a predicted model, not a curated record